Messenger RNA from Cladophialophora yegresii CBS 114405, 771 nucleotides. RefSeq lists its product as uncharacterized. The record is from RefSeq and is a predicted model, not a curated record. NCBI's taxonomy places the organism in Eukaryota, Fungi, Ascomycota, Eurotiomycetes, Chaetothyriales, Herpotrichiellaceae. Gene Ontology annotation, cellular component: nucleus; cytosol. The coding region runs from base 1 to 771 and encodes 256 amino acids. The transcript is spliced from 3 exons.
AUGAAUCUCAAACUCCAGCGCGCUCUGCGCAUUGCGGUGCUUGAGUGCGACACGCCCUUGCCGGAGACGAAGAAAAGAUUCGAAGGCUAUGGUGGUGUGUUUGAAUUCUUGCUUAGGUCAGGGGCAAAAGCAUUGAAUCGGCCGGACUUGGAUCCAGAGAGCGGCCUGGAAUUUUCCUUCUGGCAGGUUGAACUGAAUCCAGACAAGUAUCCCGAUCCCGAGGACAUUGAUGCGAUUCUUAUCACCGGCUCAAAGCACGACUCGUUCGCUGACACACCAUGGAUCAACAAGCUGGUCGAUUACACGGCGAAGAUCUUGUCGGAAACGAAUGUUCGAGUAAUAGGCGUCUGCUUCGGGCACCAGAUUGUCGGCCGCGCACUGAAGGCCAAGGUUGGACGUAAUCCCGAUGGCUGGGAGGCGGCGGUAAAUGAUGUCCAGCUGUCUGAGAAAGGGAAGGAAUUGUUUGGCGUUGACAAGCUUCGUAUACACCAAAUGCAUCGCGAUUGUGUCUUUUAUUACCCCGAAGGCGUCGAAGAACUAGGCUCCUCUCCUGUCUGCAAGGUUCAAGGCAUGUAUUCGCCGAGACGACUCAUGACCACGCAAGGACACCCGGAGUUCAACAAGGAAAUCAUGAGGGAGAUUGUCGACACCCGUCAUGCGACCGGCAUCUUCGACGAUAAGGCUUACAAGGAACACAUGGGCAAGGUAGACCAGCCGCACGAUGGCCUGAUUGUCAGUCAAGCGUUUUUGAAGUUCUUGUUGGAGCCAUAG